GCAGGCGCAGGCGCAGGCGAGGGGCUGGGUGGCGGUUGAGACAGCGGCGGUACUGGGAGGCGUAGGUGAGGGUCGCGAGGCUGCCCGAGCUUCUGAGCGAGCGCGGUGCUUUUGGGAACGCGGGACGGGCGAUCUGCGGCGCCAGGAGCUGGGCCGAGGCGCGGCGGCGCGGCUGCCGGCUGCCCUGUGAAUGGGAAGUUACGCGAAGUCCACCCAGCGUUUCUGAGGCAAUCUGAAGGCAAAUCCUGUUUAGACCCAGGCGAAGGUUCCCGGUGACCCGGGCUCUCACCAGCCAAUUGUCCCUUGCCGUCCUCCUGAGGGUGCCUGGAGCUUAAGCACUGUGUGCUCUUGGCCUCCACACUGGGGAUGCCGCUGACUCCCACUGUCCAGGGCUUCCAGUGGAUUCUCCGAGGCCCUGAUGUAGAAACUUCCCCAUUGGGUGCACCAAGAGCAGCCUCACAUGGUGUGGGCUGACAUCAAGAGCUGCCAGAUCCAACAGGUCCUGGGAGAGUAGGAGCCAGUGCAAGGAGAGAAGUCCAUUGAGAAAGGCAAAUGGAUGACAUCAGACCCAGGGGCUGAGGUCCCCAACUGCAGCUGGGUAGCUUCUGGAGUGGACAAGGAGCAACAGGGAAGUUCGUGGCCUGGUGUUCUGGGAUCCACUGUCUCAUCUCAUUCUUGUGGGCACCAGAACGUAUCCAAAGACAAGACUCAGUGUCUCUGGCAACAGUGAGCCAGAGAUAGAAUGUGUUUCAGAGGAGGAGGAAGGGGUUGUUGUACCCCAUGGAAACAGUAUAUUGUUUUACAGUAGCGUGUCUUUCUCUAAUAACUACUUAGCGUGUUCCUGUUAAUGGAAAAUAUUGGUGGUGUAAGUUUCCCCACUGUUCUCAUCUUCAUGUAAAUUUGUUCAUUUCCUUCCUUCCUUCCUUCCUUCCUUCCCUACUUCCCUCCAACUCUCUUUCUCUCUCUUUUUAUUCUUUCCCUCCUUCCCACCCGCCCUCCAUCCCUCCCUUCCUUCCUCCUUCCCUCCUUCCCUCCCUUCUUUCCUUUCUUCCUUUCUUCUUUUCUUCUUCUUUCUCUCUCAUGCUCUCUCUUUUUCUUUCCUUUUCAUUCUCUCUACUUUUUUGAAGAGAUCACACUGUACUGAAACCUACAUUAUUUUCCAAAAUCUCUGGAUCUGCUUCUGUCUUGCAGGCAGAGAGCUCAUCCAGUAGCCCUUAGCUCUUCCCAGCCCCCUCCUUUGAUUUGUGGGUGCCACUGCGGCAGCUGCUGAGUCUCAGUGGUUUCUAGUCUUCACCAAGUUCUGCCCACCCAGAUGGUUUUUACCUGUCCUCACCAGAAACCUGCACUGUCUAGAUUGCUGAGGCUGCUUCUCCUUAACCGAUCUGCUAUCUGUAUUCCAGGGGCACCCCAGGGUUAGAGGUAAAUGGCACAGGCCUUGAAAUCUCCAACUGCUCUGACUCCAGGAAGAUGGCCAAUCUUUCCUAAGCUGCUCACCUUACAAGAAAACGAAUCGUACUGCUAAGAAUUCAAACUUCAGCAGUCAUGGGGAGCCUUGGAAGGAGCCCGAAUCACUGAUGGAAUUGGACAGUGCAUGGAGAUGGUUCAGCAGGACAAGGUGCUGAAAACUCAUCCCCGUGUGACCUCAAAAUGUCAGGUCUCCCAGAUGCCAGAAAAUACAUUUACUUAAAGCCGUUGAUACGUCUUAAAGCGGUUUCCUUACAGUGUCAUUGGAGGACAGUGUGGAGUGCAGAGAGACAUGCUUUGAAAUGGGAUUGAUCCAGUCCUCCUUCCUUCACUACCACAUGAAUGCUGGGCAGCCCAGGGUCAACCCACCGCACCCUCAACUCAGACGGUUACCUGGCACGCUGGCCACAGUCUACCUCACUCUUAUCAGAGUCUGAGCUACUGGCAGUGCUUUCAGCUCUGAGUUCAGGCACCUCGAACCUUGUUUUUGUGGUGAAGGAUCCUAAAGUGCUGUGGGGAGUGAUCACAUUUUUCACAACAUCCCUGGCUCCACCUCUUCUGCCACAAACGUCAGCAUGGUGGUAUCAGCUGGCCCUUGGUCCAGCGAGAAGGCAGAGACGAACAUUUUAGAAAUCAACGAGAAAUUGCGCCCCCAGCUGGCAGAGAAGAAACAGCAGUUCAGAAACCUCAAAGAGAAAUGUUUUGUAACUCAACUGGCCGGCUUCCUGGCCAACCGACAGAAGAAAUACAAGUAUGAAGAGUGUAAAGACCUCAUAAAAUUUAUGCUGAGGAAUGAGCGACAGUUCAAGGAGGAGAAGCUUGCAGAGCAGCUCAAGCAAGCUGAGGAGCUCAGGCAAUAUAAAGUCCUGGUUCACUCUCAGGAACGGGAGCUGACCCAGUUAAGGGAGAAGUUACGGGAAGGGAGAGAUGCCUCCCGCUCAUUGAAUCAGCAUCUCCAGGCCCUCCUCACUCCGGAUAAGCCAGACAAGUCCCAGGGGCAGGACCUCCAAGAACAGCUGGCUGAGGGGUGUAGACUGGCACAGCAACUUUUCCAAAAGCUCAGCCCAGAAAAUGACGAAGAUGAGGAUGAAGAUGUUCAAGUUGAGGAGGCUGAGAAAGUACUGGAAUCAUCUGCCCCCAGGGAGGUGCAGAAGGCUGAAGAAAGCAAAGUCCCUGAGGACUCACUGGAGGAAUGUGCCAUCACUUGUUCAAAUAGCCACGGCCCUUGUGACUCCAACCAGCCUCACAAGAACAUCAACAUCACCUUUGAGGAAGACAAAGUCAACUCAGCUCUGGUUGUAGACAGAGAAUCCUCUCAUGAUGAAUGUCAGGAUGCUGUAAACAUUCUCCCAGUCCCUGGCCCCACCUCUUCUGCCACAAACGUCAGCAUGGUGGUAUCAGCCGGCCCUUUGUUCAGCGAGAAGGCAGAGAUGAACAUUCUAGAAAUCAACGAGAAAUUGCAUCCCCAGCUGGCAGAGAAGAAUCAGCAGUUCAGAAACCUCAAAGAGAAAUGUUUUGUAACUCAACUGGCCUGCUUCCUGGCCAACCAGCAGAACAAAUACAAAUAUGAAGAGUGCAAAGACCUCAUAAAAUCUAUGCUGAGGAAAGAGCGACAGUUCAAGGAGGAGAAGCUUGCAGAGCAGCUCAAGCAAGCUGAGGAGCUCAGGCAAUAUAAAGUCCUGGUUCACUCUCAGGAACGAGAGCUGACCCACUUAAGGGAGAAGUUACGGGAAGGGAGAGAUGCCUCCCGCUCAUUGAAUCAGCAUCUCCAGGCCCUCCUCACUCCGGAUAAGCCAGACAAGUCCCAGGGGCAGGACCUCCAAGAACAGCUGGCUGAGGGGUGUAGACUGGCACAGCAACUUUUCCAGAAGCUCAGCCCAGAAAAUGACGAAGAUGAGGAUGAAGAUGUUCAAGUUGAGGAGGCUGAGAAAGUACUGGAAUCAUCUGCCCCCAGGGAGGUGCAGAAGGCUGAAGAAAGCAAAGUCCCUGAGGACUCACUGGAGGAAUGUGCCAUCACUUGUUCAAAUAGCCACAGCCCUUGUGACUCCAACCAGCCUCACAAGAACAUCAACAUCACCUUUGAGGAAGACAAAGUCAACUCAACUCUGGUUGUAGACAGAGAAUCCUCUCAUGAUGAAUGUCAGGAUGCUGUAAACAUUCUCCCAGUCCCUGGCCCCACCUCUUCUGCCACAAACGUCAGCAUGGUGGUAUCAGCCGGCCCCUUGUCCAGCGAGAAGGCAGAGAUGAACAUUCUAGAAAUCAACGAGAAAUUGCAUCCCCAGCUGGCAGAGAAGAAACAGCAGUUCAGAAACCUCAAAGAGAAAUGUUUUGUAACUCAACUGGCCUGCUUCCUGGCCAACCAGCAGAACAAAUACAAAUAUGAAGAGUGCAAAGACCUCAUAAAAUCUAUGCUGAGGAAUGAGCGACAGUUCAAGGAGGAGAAGCUUGCAGAGCAGCUCAAGCAAGCUGAGGAGCUCAGGCAAUAUAAAGUCCUGGUUCACUCUCAGGAACGGGAGCUGACCCAGUUAAGGGAGAAGUUACGGGAAGGGAGAGAUGCCUCCCGCUCAUUGAAUCAGCAUCUCCAGGCCCUCCUCACUCCGGAUGAGCCAGACAAGUCCCAGGGGCAGGACCUCCAAGAACAGCUGGCUGAGGGGUGUAGACUGGCACAGCACCUUGUCCAAAAGCUCAGCCCAGAAAAUGACAAUGAUGACGAUGAAGAUGUUCAAGUUGAGGUGGCUGAGAAAGUGCAGGAAUCGUCUGCCCCCAGGGAGAUGCCGAAGGCUGAAGAAAAGGAAGUCCCUGAGGACUCACUGGAGGAAUGUGCCAUCACUUGUUCAAAUAGCCAUGGCCCUUAUGACUCCAACCAGCCACAUAGGAAAACCAAAAUCACAUUUGAGGAAGACAAAGUCGACUCAACUCUCAUUGGCUCAUCCUCUCAUGUUGAAUGGGAGGAUGCUGUACACAUUAUCCCAGAAAAUGAAAGUGAUGAUGAGGAAGAGGAAGAAAAAGGGCCAGUGUCUCCCAGGAAUCUGCAGGAGUCUGAAGAGGAGGAAGUCCCCCAGGAGUCCUGGGAUGAAGGUUAUUCGACUCUCUCAAUUCCUCCUGAAAUGUUGGCCUCGUACCAGUCUUACAGCGGCACAUUUCACUCAUUAGAGGAACAGCAAGUCUGCAUGGCUGUUGACAUAGGCGGACAUCGGUGGGAUCAAGUGAAAAAGGAGGACCAAGAGGCAACAGGUCCCAGGCUCAGCAGGGAGCUGCUGGAUGAGAAAGGGCCUGAAGUCUUGCAGGACUCACUGGAUAGAUGUUAUUCAACUCCUUCAGGUUAUCUUGAACUGACUGACUCAUGCCAGCCCUACAGAAGUGCCUUUUACAUAUUGGAGCAACAGCGUGUUGGCUGGGCUCUUGACAUGGAUGAAAUUGAAAAGUACCAAGAAGUGGAAGAAGACCAAGACCCAUCAUGCCCCAGGCUCAGCAGGGAGCUGCUGGAUGAGAAAGAGCCUGAAGUCUUGCAGGACUCACUGGAUAGAUGUUAUUCGACUCCUUCAGGUUAUCUUGAACUGCCUGACUUAGGCCAGCCCUACAGAAGUGCUGUUUACUCAUUGGAGGAACAGUACCUUGGCUUGGCUCUUGACGUGGACAGAAUUAAAAAGGACCAGGAAGAGGAAGAAGACCAAGGCCCACCAUGCCCCAGGCUCAGCAGGGAGCUGCUGGAGGCAGUAGAGCCUGAAGUCUUGCAGGACUCACUGGAUAGAUGUUAUUCAACUCCUUCCAGUUGUCUUGAACAGCCUGACUCCUGCCUGCCCUAUGGAAGUUCCUUUUAUGCAUUGGAGGAAAAACAUGUUGGCUUUUCUCUUGACGUGGGAGAAAUUGAAAAGAAGGGGAAGGGGAAGAAAAGAAGGGGAAGAAGAUCAACGAAGAAAAGAAGGAGAAGGGGAAGAAAAGAAGGGGAAGAAGAUCAAAACCCACCAUGCCCCAGGCUCAGCAGGGAGCUGCUGGAUGAGAAAGGGCCUGAAGUCUUGCAGGACUCACUGGAUAGAUGUUAUUCAACUCCUUCAGGUUAUCUUGAACUGACUGACUCAUGCCAGCCCUACAGAAGUGCCUUUUACAUAUUGGAGCAACAGCGUGUUGGCUGGGCUCUUGACAUGGAUGAAAUUGAAAAGUACCAAGAAGUGGAAGAAGACCAAGACCCAUCAUGCCCCAGGCUCAGCAGGGAGCUGCUGGAUGAGAAAGAGCCUGAAGUCUUGCAGGACUCACUGGAUAGAUGUUAUUCGACUCCUUCAGGUUAUCUUGAACUGCCUGACUUAGGCCAGCCCUACAGAAGUGCUGUUUACUCAUUGGAGGAACAGUACCUUGGCUUGGCUCUUGACGUGGACAGAAUUAAAAAGGACCAGGAAGAGGAAGAAGACCAAGGCCCACCAUGCCCCAGGCUCAGCAGGGAGCUGCUGGAGGCAGUAGAGCCUGAAGUCUUGCAGGACUCACUGGAUAGAUGUUAUUCAACUCCUUCCAGUUGUCUUGAACAGCCUGACUCCUGCCUGCCCUAUGGAAGUUCCUUUUAUGCAUUGGAGGAAAAACAUGUUGGCUUUUCUCUUGACGUGGGAGAAAUUGAAAAGAAGGGGAAGGGGAAGAAAAGAAGGGGAAGAAGAUCAACGAAGAAAAGAAGGAGAAGGGGAAGAAAAGAAGGGGAAGAAGAUCAAAACCCACCAUGCCCCAGGCUCAGCGGUGUGCUGAUGGAAGUGGAAGAGCCUGAAGUCUUACAGGACUCACUGGAUAGAUGUUAUUCGACUCCGUCAAUGUUCUUUGAACUACCUGACUCAUUCCAGCACUACAGAAGUGUGUUUUACUCAUUUGAGGAACAGCACAUCAGCUUCGCCCUUGACGUGGACAAUAGGUUUCUUACUUUGAUGGGAACAAGUCUCCACCUGGUCUUCCAGAUGGGAGUCAUAUUCCCACAGUAAGCAGCCCUUACUAAGCCGAGAGAUGUCAUUCCUGCAGGCAGGACCUAUAGGCACGUGAAGAUUUGAAUGAAACUAUAGUUCCAUUUGGAAGCCCAGACAUAGGAUGGGUCAGUGGGCAUGGCUCUAUUCCUAUUCUCAGACCAUGCCAGUGGCAACCUGUGCUCAGUCUGAAGACAAUGGACCCAAGUUAGGUGUGACACGUUCACAUAACUGUGCAGCACAUGCCGGGAGUGAUCAGUCAGACAUUUUAAUUUGAACCACGUAUCUCUGGGUAGCUACAAAGUUCCUCAGGGAUUUCAUUUUGCAGGCAUGUCUCUGAGCUUCUAUACCUGCUCAAGGUCAGUGUCAUCUUUGUGUUUAGCUCAUCCAAAGGUGUUACCCUGGUUUCAAUGAACCUAACCUCAUUCUUUGUAUCUUCAGUGUUGAAUUGUUUUAGCUGAUCCAUCUUUAACGCAGGAGGGAUCCUUGGCUGAGGAUUGUAUUUCAGAACCACCAACUGCUCUUGACAAUUGUUAACCCGCUAGGCUCCUUUGGUUAGAGAAGCCACAGUCCUUCAGCCUCCAAUUGGUGUCAGUACUUAGGAAGACCACAGCUAGAUGGACAAACAGCAUUGGGAGGCCUUAGCCCUGCUCCUCUCGAUUCCAUCCUGUAGAGAACAGGAGUCAGGAGCCGCUGGCAGGAGACAGCAUGUCACCCAGGACUCUGCCGGUGCAGAAUAUGAACAACGCCAUGUUCUUGCAGAAAACGCUUAGCCUGAGUUUCAUAGGAGGUAAUCACCAGACAACUGCAGAAUGUAGAACACUGAGCAGGACAACUGACCUGUCUCCUUCACAUAGUCCAUAUCACCACAAAUCACACAACAAAAAGGAGAAGAGAUAUUUUGGGUUCAAAAAAAGUAAAAAGAUAAUAUAGCUGCAUUUCUUUAGUUAUUUUGAACCCCAAAUAUUUCCUCAUCUUUUUGUUGUUGUCAUUGAUGGUGGUGACAUGGACUUGUUUAUAGAGGACAGGUCAGCUGUCUGGCUCAAUGAUCUACAUUCUGAAGUUGUCUGAAAAUGUCUUCAUGAUUAAAUUCAGCCUAAACGUUUUGCCGGGAACACUGCAGAGACAAUGCUGUGAGUUUCCAACCUUAGCCCAUCUGCGGGCAGAGAAGGUCUAGUUUGUCCAUCAGCAUUAUCAUGAUAUCAGGACUGGUUACUUGGUUAAGGAGGGGUCUAGGAGAUCUGUCCCUUUUAGAGACACCUUACUUAUAAUGAAGUAUUUGGGAGGGUGGUUUUCAAAAGUAGAAAUGUCCUGUAUUCCGAUGAUCAUCCUGUAAACAUUUUAUCAUUUAUUAAUCAUCCCUGCCUGUGUCUAUUAUUAUAUUCAUAUCUCUACGCUGGAAACUUUCUGCCUCAAUAUUUACUGUGCCUUUGUUUUUGCUAGUUUGUGUUGUUGAAAAAAAAAACAUUCUCUGCCUGAGUUUUAAUUUUUGUCCAAAGUUAUUUUAAUCUAUACAAUUAAAAGCUUUUGCCUAUCACUCU
Molecule: messenger RNA, 7939 nt
Organism: Homo sapiens (human)
Lineage: Eukaryota; Metazoa; Chordata; Mammalia; Primates; Hominidae
Gene: NBPF1
Product: NBPF member 1
Cellular component (GO): cytoplasm
Source: RefSeq, marked validated